Molecule: messenger RNA, 1362 nt
Organism: Leptidea sinapis
Lineage: Eukaryota; Metazoa; Arthropoda; Insecta; Lepidoptera; Pieridae
Gene: Use1
Product: vesicle transport protein USE1
Exons: 6
Coding region: 231-1046 (271 amino acids)
Biological process (GO): retrograde vesicle-mediated transport, Golgi to endoplasmic reticulum
Cellular component (GO): SNARE complex; endoplasmic reticulum
Molecular function (GO): SNAP receptor activity
Source: RefSeq, a predicted model, not a curated record
AUUCCCACUUUCCAGUUUGAUCUUAGGCAAUAAGUUAGGGAAUGUUGAUGAAAUGGAAUGAUUAUAUUUUGAUAAAAAUUUAAAUUAUUACUUGAUUGAAAGUAGGUUAAGUUACAAAGUGUAACCUUUGUAACUUAUUCGUAUUAAGUCGUAUUUUAGUCUAUACAUUUGACGACUCAUUUCGAGUGUUGUGUUAUAUAUUUGUGAUUAUAAAUAUUACUAUACUAAAAAUGACAGCAACAGAAUCAAGACUUUGCCGGUCUACUAAAACGAAGAGGUCUAGAGUAGAAAUAAACAUUCGCGUACUUUUAAAGAAAUGUGAAACGAUGGCGAAAGAGGACCCUAUUGAUGCGAACUGUAAACUCAAUCAAUAUGUUCUGUAUCUAGAGGAUAUGAUAAGUGAAUUAAAAAGUGAUAGUCAGAAUAAACCAUGUAAAGAUGAUUUGGAUGAUUACAUGAAAAGGGCAGCAUUUCUUAAAGGAGUAAUACAAACAGCUAGUCUUAAUAGUCCUACUGAAAAGCUAGAAGCAGUACAAUUGCUAUCUCAUGGUGCAGCAACUAUUUCUACCGAUACAGCAGCUCAAGAAAUACAUCAAAAAACAGUUGCAAAAUAUGGAUUGGAAUUGAGGUCUGAACUGUUUGGCCUAGAAGACAAUGAUGAAACAUUAAGAAAAAGAAAUAUCAUCAAGGCUCCUAACUUCACAAGUAAUACGAGCAGUCAAGAGGAUAUUGACUCGCUGCUUAAAUAUCAUCAGAACAUGCAGGAGAAGGUCGCUGAGAACAUGGUGAUGUUGACUAAGAGCCUAAAGGAGCAGUCACAAAUUGCAAGCAAGAUUAUUAGAUCUGAUACAGAGGCUUUGCAAAAGUCCUCGGAUUUAACAGAUAAGAACUUGGGUUCGCUGAAAGUGGAAUCAGACAGGUUGCAGGAGCACAGUCGAAGUGCUUGGAAGUGUUGGCUUUGGCUCAUGCUUGCAGUUGUCAUGGUCAUAUUUAUCAAUAUGGUGCUGUUUAUGAAAGUUAUGAAGAAGAGAAAAAUUGAUUUGUAACUAUCAUCACAGCAGACAUUUUAUAUUAUUUUUUUUGUUUUUAAAGGGGUAUGUAAAUAAAAGUUUAUUAGUGUUAUUUUUAUAGUAUUUUAUUACUACAUUUAAAUUAAGUUCAUAUCAUAGUAUGUCUAAUAUAUUUUAAGUACACAUCUGUAUAAUGUAUAUUUAGUGCCAAUUCUAAUUCUAAAUUUCAUUAAUGUGCGUGAUUUUUUUGCGGCCCACAUUUCUAUGUUCAAUUGCAAACCAUAAUUGGAGAGCCGAGGUUGAUAUUAUAAUUUACUGCUUUGACAUUCCAAUAAACGAUAUACGGAAGGUG